Molecule: messenger RNA, 1969 nt
Organism: Acromyrmex echinatior (Panamanian leafcutter ant)
Lineage: Eukaryota; Metazoa; Arthropoda; Insecta; Hymenoptera; Formicidae
Biological process (GO): regulation of transcription by RNA polymerase II
Cellular component (GO): nucleus
Molecular function (GO): protein binding
Source: RefSeq, a predicted model, not a curated record
AGGCGGGAGAGAGUGAGGGUGCUCGACGCGACGUGCAUUCUCUUCCCCGUGGAUGAUUUACGAGCCAUACGAACGCUCGUCAACGCGGUCAUAAUUAACGCGCGGUGUCACCUGCAAGUGUUCUCGCGGUGUGAUUGAAUAUUCGAGGUAAAAAAAGGUAUACGCGCGCAAGAUCGGCAGCAAUCGGCGGGAAUUUAAGGAAGGCAGGGGUAUUAUUGAAUAAACACACGCGAGUAAAUUUGCGGCAAGAAACAAUGGAAGUCUAGGUGGGAAUACGAUUAAUAUAGCUGAGAAUUGCGAGCAAACGGCGGGAGUGAUACUUUGACGCGGGCAAGUUGUCAUUUAUUGGCCUGCAUUGAUCUGUAUACGGGCGGCGACAGCGGACGAGCGGAUUGGAUUAAAUGUGACCAAGGAAACAUUUGACACCUCGCGUGUGCAGGUGAUCGUUUGUAACGAUCCCGCGUCAAGCUCGAGAAUAAUAUCAAAAGAUGGCCAUCGCCGCCUCGGAGAAUUAUCAGCUCAAAUGGCACAGCUACGGAGCGCAUCUACACAGCUCCGUCGCGACUCUGCUCCACUCAGAAUCCUUCGCGGACGUUUUACUGGCCACGUCCUGCGGGCGGCACGUGGCGGCCCAUCGAUUCGUCCUCGCGGCCUGCUCAUCUUACCUCAGUCACAUUUUUCAAACGUGCCAUUUCGGCGCCAACACCAACGCUCCGAUAAUCGUGGUGUUGCCUACGGAGAUAGGAUAUCGCACGUUAAAAAUCCUGAUACAGUACAUGUACAGUGGCGAAGCCACUGUAACCAACGAUCAGCUGGAAGGAGUCCUCAAGGCCGGCGACAUACUACGCGUACGUGGACUGUGGAGAUCAAAUACCGGCAGCAGCAAAAAGGAGAACAUACAAUCGAAUAAUCAGAAAAUCGAACGCGACAAGCGGGAAACGUCGCAGUUGACCGGACAAAUACAAAAGAUCAAACUGGUACAACCGACCGCGGAGAAGGUAAUCGAGAAUGUGCAGCAGGCAGCCACGACUUGCCAAAAUAAUAUACAGCCCGCAAAGUCGGUUGAGAGGAAGAGCACAGAGAAAAUCGAGGAUAAGACCAAUGAAUCUGAGACCAAGAAAGUCUCGGAGGAGAAGAAUAACGAGCAGAGCAAGAACAAGGAAAAUCUCGAGACAAACGGCAAAAAGAAGAAAGCCGUUAACAGCGACGUCGAGUCGAAUAAGUCCAAGAGCGAAGGUGGUGAAAACACUGAACUAAACUUGGAGUUGUUGGUAAAGGACGAGCCGAUCGAUUGGGAAGAAACGAUCGAUCCAUCGGAAUCACUCACGAUAGACCAUGAAAUCGAUAUCAAACCAGAGAUCGUACAUAGCGCGGAUGAGGAUGGAGAUAUGGAGGAGGAAGAGUAUACCCCACUGACAUGCGAUAUGUGCAGUCAAACGUUUAAUAGACCGUCGGAUUGGGUGAGACAUAUAGAAUUCACGCACGCUGACAUGACUGAAAAUCGGAGAAAGAAACGAAAGGACGAUAUAAAUGACGACAGCAAGGACUUUCCCCCUCUGAAGUGUGAUCUAUGUGGCAAUAUGUAUUCUACGCCGCAAGAGUGGGUGCGUCACAUACAGACGGAACAUACAGAGGAGCAGUUGGCCUUGAUGAACAAUUCGGCGCCCCCUAAGCCGAAAAGGGUUCACAAUCACCAAAAGUUAUGCAACAUAUGUCAAAAAGAAUUCCCAAGUCACGCUUCGAUGGUCAUCCAUCAAAGAACGCAUACGGGCGAAAAGCCUUUUCUUUGCUCUUACUGUAAAAAAGGCUUCAACGUAAAGAGCAACUUGCUGAGGCAUUUAAGGACACUGCAUGACAAAUACGUACAUCCUAGCUUAUACGGAAGUAAUGGUAGCACGAACGCUUAAAGACCCUUCACAUUUCUUUCCGACUAUAUAUAUAUGUAUGUGUGUGUGCGUGUGUGCGUAUA